CAAACAUAACAAAAGCAAAACAAAGAUUGACAAAACAUAAACAGUAAUUUCACAGCGAUGUAAACAUUUUACGUUUAUUUAAAUUGAUAUACUUUUAAGUGUUUUCUUCUAUAAAAAUAAAACACUGCGAAGAGAGAAAUCGUUUAUAAUACGAUUUUCCAUUCUAAAAUACUUGAGUUCAGUAAAUAUGAGUAAAAUAUGAAUUUGAACACCAGCAGCUCAUCGGAAUCAGAUUUUGAAGUACUAGAGAUAAUUUCCAAUAUAUCCGUACCACGGAAUCUUAAACGUUCAAAGCACAAAAGAGAUCCCUUUACAUAUUCCGACGAUGAAUUCAAAAUGCUAUACAGACUUGAUAAGAAUACUGUAUCGCAUUUAAACGAUCUCAUUAAUCCAGUUUUAACACCUGUAUCGCAUCGAAAAUUCAGUUUAUCUGUAUUGGAACAAAUCUUUAUAACAUUGCGAUUUUAUGCUACUGGAACACUUCAAAUCAGCGACACUAAUGUACAUAAAACUACUAUGUCCAGAGUUGUGUACAAGGUUAGCAAAGAAAUAACUAAAUUAGCGAAAUCUUACAUAAGCAUGCCGAAUGGUAGCGAAUUACAAGAGGUUAAGGAACUUUUUUAUAAUAUAGCUGGGUUCCCAAAUGUAAUAGGAUGUAUUGACGGAACACAUAUUCCUAUCCAGUCUCCGGGAGGUAAUCUGGCUGAAUUAUAUAAAAAUAAAGGAGGCUUUUCUUCUAUUAAUGUGCAAGUCGUGUGUGAUGCUGAAUUAAAUAUACGAUAUUUAGAUGCACAUGGGUAUGGAUCGACUGAAGACAGUAUUGUAUUUGAAAAUUCAUCGCUGCGAACACAACUCUAUAGUAACAAGAUAGAUGGUCACCUUCUAGGAGAUUCUGCAUACCCUUGUAGUAAAUAUCUGAUGACUCCAAUUAUAAAUCCAUCUACGAAUGCAGAAAAACUAUACAAUAAGGCUCAUAAUAAUACUAGAAAUACAAUUGAAAGGACAAUUAUUGCUUGGAAGAAUAGAUUUCCAUGUCUUUCACUAAAAUUGAGAUUAAAUCUGCAACACACAUUAGCUGUGAUUACCGCAACCGCUGUGUUACAUAAUAUAUGUAACCAGCAAAAUGAUAGUUUUUUAAUUGACACUCCUGAUGAAAAUAUACCAAAAUGUAAUACAGUAUAUAACUUCUCCGAAGAUUAUAAAUUUCGUCAGCUAUUGGUCGAACAAUAUUUUAGCCACUGAUGAGCGACGCCUUUUCACUUCAGCUGGUUCUUCAUUAUCUGUGCUUUCUACAAGAAAAUCACGUGACUCUGUAUCUGUAAUAAAUAUAUAUUGUACUCAUAUAAAUACUAAUAAAAAGAGAAAAGAG
Messenger RNA from Papilio polytes (common Mormon), 1369 nucleotides. RefSeq names its product putative nuclease HARBI1. NCBI's taxonomy places the organism in Eukaryota, Metazoa, Arthropoda, Insecta, Lepidoptera, Papilionidae. Bases 199 to 1242 code for a protein of 347 amino acids. The transcript is spliced from 2 exons. The record is from RefSeq and is a predicted model, not a curated record.